Camellia sinensis is the source of this 1287-nucleotide messenger RNA. Lineage: Eukaryota; Viridiplantae; Streptophyta; Magnoliopsida; Ericales; Theaceae. The record is from RefSeq and is a predicted model, not a curated record.
AUGACGCUAGAGAAGAAACAAGAGGAAGCACACAUGAAAUUCAAAGUUGAGCUCGCGAACUCCUGGGUCAGUGAAGGAACUCGAAGAAGUGGAUAUUCUUCAAGAAUCUAUUGUACAAAAGCAAAAACGAAGGUAGAGGCAACAAAAAGAAGUUCUGGUCAUCGAUCACGUUCACUUGCUCAUCAUCUUCAAGGGACGAGAAGGAAAAAAAUCGCAAGGAAACGGAAACGGAAAUGCAAAAGUUCUAAUUUAAGCUCCUGUAUAGUAGAGACAGAAGCCUUUGUUCCAAUCACCAUUAAUGAUUUUGCUUCUUUAGCUAUGAAGAUAUUAUUAGCGAGUGGUGAUAGGGACAUUGUAGCACACAAGACCUUGCCGCUAAGAGUAUCAGAAACCUCAUCUUCAAAGCAAUCUGAUGAUGAAGGAUUAAUCUCACCACAUGAGUCCCAUUUUCAAUUCAACUUUCCAAAUUCUAAAACCAAAUCUCAACCCUUCCUUCCAUAUCAUGCUAGUACAAGCAAACAAGGUGAAAAUCAUCCAACAAUGUCCAAGUCAUCAAGCAAAAAUAAGACCUUAAGCGAUGAUCAUAAUAUCUCAUCCGCAGAAUUUUUUGAGGUCAAUCUUGUGAUGAGAAUGCUGCUGCAACUGAGCUGGGAAAUGGUGAAAGAAAUAACAGGUGGAUUCACAAGAAUGACAUGUUUUGAAGAGAAUGAGAAUUUUAAGACAUAUUGUAGGUAUUUGAAUGACCAUCAGUCCCAAGUUUUGGUAAGAAGAUUCAUUGGGCAGUUGGAUUGUGUUCUUAAAGCAGAAAAGAAAGCAGCUUUGUCUAUGCAUCAUAAGAAUAUAUUGGGGUUGAGUGGUUACUACAAGGGCAAAAAUGGUACAGUUCUUAUCUACCCUUUUACCCGAAGAUGGACACUGGAUAUAUUUCUCCAUGUUAAGUUUGUUGAUGACUUGAUCAUUGGCUUUAGUAUUGCUACAUGGUUGCAUCUAAAACAAGGGUUACCAAUUUCUAGUAACAGGUUCUGGCACACAGAUCCUUCAGACCUUGAAUCAUUGGCUUUACUAAAAUCCGAUAUCAUUCACUUUGGAAUUUUGCUCCUAAGGCUCUUUUGCAGAAGAUCUGCUCCACGGGAUGACAAAAUUUUUGUAGAUUGGGCUCGACUAUUGUUGCUACAAAGAGCAUUCCAUAAGUUGCUGGACGAAGACAUGGAAAACCUGGACGUGUAUGGAAUAUUUAGGGUGAUGUGUGUUGCAGCUCAGUGCAUAAAUUCUAAGCCUAUUUCAUGA